UAUAGAGAGACAGUUCUAGAGAAUAGGGCCACCAAAGGGCAGAUCAACUUUUGCUUUAAGCUGUUUUCCUUUUUCAAUGUUUCUUCCAUUUCUAGGUCUAGGGCAUCCCAGGAUCUAUACCUCCCAAAGGUCAUUUAAGAGCUCCAAGUUUUUUUUUCACAACAUUCUCCAAAGGGCAAGAAGGGAGCCUGGAGACCUGGCUUGUAAACUAGAGACUGCCUGUCAGCAUAUUAUGGAUGUGACUAAAGAGAAGAUGUUGAGAUACGAUAACUGCUUUAUACUGUAACAAAACUGUGAGAUCCUUGAUUGAAGAACCAUUUCUAAUUCACUUCUGUAUCCCCAGGACCUACCACAAUGCCUAACACAGAGUAAGGUGCUAAGUAAGUAGUGAUUCAGUGACUCAAAGCACUAUAUCUAAUCAGGUAAGAAUGCCUACCCUCUGUUCUUUACAAAGUUAAGUCUAAUGAUUAAUUAGUGAUUGUUUUAAUUAUUAAUAAGUGACUUUCUAUGAGCAGAUUUUGAAUAAAAAAUUCAGUGAUUUUAUUAUGAAAAUAUGGUGGCUAUAUGUGUGCUAUAUUUACAGACAAUAUUGGAGCAUCACAGAAAAAGUCUUUGUGUUUUUCUAAUUUCAUCUGUACAAACAGCAUUUUUUAAUGUUGUGAAAUGACAUUUUUUUAAAAUAAGAAGAUGGUUAUUAUAGGCACAAUAUGUUUAUCAGAUGCAGCCAGAUGGUUCAACCUGGGUGUAUGGAGAGAAUGAGUGGUCAUUCCUAUGUUACUUCCUUUGGGCAGAGCAAAAGAGCUGAGCCUCAGGGCACUAGGAGGGCCUCCCUUGUGGAGCUCACUACCUUAACCACAAGGCUGCCCAGAGAUGUCCAGGAGGUAGCUUCUAGGCAGGGGCUAAGGGAUUCUGCUUGUCCCUGAGAAGAAACCUCCUGGAACCUAAGCUCUUCUAAUGCCUGGUUAGACUCUCAAGUACCAUGCCUGCCCCCAGUAAAUUGGCGGCCCCAGGCACUGAAGGCCAGUGGACACUCAGGAGGACACUCCCCGUCACCAUAACGUGCUUUCAUUCCUCUCUGACCUUCCUGCACUGAGUCAGGCUGACCCCCAGCUAGACUCCAUGUGCUAAGAGACUUCAAACUCCAUUACCAUGGCCUUCCUGGUAAUGUUGCUAAGGAGAGCGGCCCAGCCAUCAGUACCAGAUGUUGGGCCCAUCAGACUAAUGAGAAAAUGAAAAGCAAAAGAGCAACCUCCUGGACGAUGAAAAGUCUUUUUCCAUUAAUUUUCCCUUCAGCACGAGGCGAGGGAGCGUGUGCCUAGAGUCCAAGGUCCAGGCCCCCCCGUCCACCACCAAGUUCCCUGGCGCUACGCCUCCAGGAGGGCGGGGCACUGCCACUUUACUGUGUCUUCCCAGAAGCCACCGCGUGACUCCUCGGAGAUAAAAAGGCGGGAGUGAGGCGGCGUUUCCAGACCAGUGUGGGGGUUGGCGCUGUGGGCCUGUUGUUUUUUUCUCACCUCUUUCAUUCCUCUCGGGCUGCCCCGCAGGCCAGGCCUGAACGCUGGUUCCCUCCGGCGUAGCUCGGUUCCUCAGGAAGAAGACGAGACAGGCCUUCGAGGACCAAGAGCCCUCCGAGGCCUGGCGGUGGGGUGGCAAUGUGGUCACUACGGGUCUGUACACGCAAAAAGCGGGCCAGCCAUAGGCUCAACCUAACCCCAACGCCAGAUCUAGGUGCCCUGGCUAAGGCGGAGGCCCCGUCAGGGCCCGGCCGGAAGCUGUCUGCCCACUGUAAGCGCCGUGUGGCUGGCCUACGGAGUGGGACACGGGGUGGGCUGGGCCUAAGCCCCAGGGACCUCCGAGGCCCGCGGGCAGGCCUCCAGGGCUUUUUCCCUGAAGCAUGUCAUCCUCUCUUAGGCCUGAAAAGAAGUGGCAAAACGCGCGGUUUGCAGAGAAUCACAGAGAAAUCAGAGCGGAGUUGGCUGGGAGGUAGCAGCUCUGGGCCACCGAGCACUCAGUUAAGAGGUACAGGAGAGAAAAGGCUGCAUGAAAAUAGCACUAGUGAAGAAGCCCAGGAUGAGAAGAUUGCUCCAUUGAGUGAGUCAGUGACAGAUGACCUCCAGGUUGAUAGUAGUUUAUCAAAUAGUGAACGAGUAUCAGGACUAAGUUUACAGCAUGAUAUUUCUAGCUCUCUUCUAAGUUACUCAAUCACAGACUCUUAUACAGAACACAAGACUUCUGAAGAGAGUUUAAGUAGCUUCCCAUCGCCCGAACUCUUCAGAGGAUCAGAUUAUUUAGAUUGGGAGUGUCCCAUGUUGGAAGAAAACUUGCUAUGUAAGAAUUCCACUCUUUUGGACACCAGUAAAGCAGUACCGAUACAGAAGGCACUACAGUUUUCAAACCUCUCUGCAGUUUUAGGUACCUCUUCAGAAGACUAUCAGAAAUGCCAUAGGAAAGUCAUGAUGAUGUUAGCAGACCAAAGUAUUUCUCCAAAACCAAAGAGUACUGCAAGUUCAGAAUCAGAUAAUGCAUCUUGUGGAGUUUUACUUGCUGAGAAAAAUUACCCUUCAACCCCUCAAAAAACAAAGAAAAAAAACACACAUUCCAGUACUUCUGAUAAGAAAAGCAGAGGCCUGUUAACAAGUACUCCGUCUUCACAAACAGCUAGUUUAAUGAUUGAUUUGUCCUCAGUGCAAAAAACAUCUUUUGAAGAACUGUUUCCAAAUGUCAGCAAUUAUGUUAAUUCAAAUGAAAUUGUUCCUGUGUCAACUUUGCAAGAAAAUUCUUCAAAUGAGAUGGCCACCAUCUUGCUAUGA
This is a messenger RNA of Orcinus orca (killer whale), 2810 nucleotides long. RefSeq names its product meiotic kinetochore factor (gene MEIKIN). Gene Ontology annotation, biological process: male meiosis chromosome segregation; female meiosis chromosome segregation; meiosis I sister chromatid cohesion. The record is from RefSeq and is a predicted model, not a curated record. The transcript has 11 exons. Gene Ontology annotation, cellular component: kinetochore. The coding region runs from base 1653 to 2810 and encodes 385 amino acids. NCBI's taxonomy places the organism in Eukaryota, Metazoa, Chordata, Mammalia, Artiodactyla, Delphinidae.